GGGUAGUCGUCUUAUCACCCUGAUUAUCAUGGCGGUCUUUUCGUAAUUUCCACUCGAUGGCAAAACGAAGAAGCCGAAUAACUUAUGCACCAAAGUCGCGACGCAAAAGUAGUGGAUCAGAUCGGAAUCAGUCAGCUCCUGCACAGGGAACAGGCUCAACAGAAAAAGUAAUAAGAAGUAAGGGAACAAGUGUUUCUCGGUCAAGUAGCAGUGAAGACCCUGCUCGUGCAACAGAGGAGAGAAGAAAGGCUGGAAGUUAUUCUUCAACUGAAGCAGGAUCAUCUCCACACAAAGCUUUAAAGAAUAAGAGAAAUGAAGAUAAAGCAGAAGCAUCACCUCAUGGUAAACAAAGGGAAGUUGUCAAAAAGAGAGUUUUUCAACGUAAAAAUCAAGCUGGGAAGGAAGUCGGAAUACCAGAACGCAUUAGAGACUUGACUAUCACUAGGAAAACAUAUGCCAAGUGGAAGCCUCUCAGCUUGUCAACAAAGAAGUACACAAAACAAAUGAUAGACAACACAGUUUUGAGUGUUCUAAACAGCAUUCAUAAGGAAUCCAAAAGGGAUGAUAUUCAAGUUCAUUUAAAGCAGUUAUCUGACAGGAUUAUUAAAAGACUUGCUGGCUUGAAGGGACCAACACACCGAGGAGACUACAGCAAAAUGGAAGUUGAAUCACAUGAACUGGAAGAUGCCCUGAUUUCUUGUAAUAGUCAAGUGGAGAAUUUAGAGAAGGAAAUAGAGGAGCAAAGGAGGUUGUUUGAGCAGGAAGAAGACUUGUUGAAUAGCUACAACAUUGAAGGACAGCAGGAACAGACACAGCUUCAUCCUCUGCUGCAAGAAACAUCUGUGAACACUUUGAAUCUUCCCAGCAUGUCAAUUGAAGGAUAUAACAUGCCCUCAGUCUCUGAGGUACCUGCAGUACUGGAGAGCAAUGGAAGACGAUUAGCACAGUCUCUAACCAAGAUUAGUGAACAAACAGAACAACUUGGCUUCACAAACUGGCUGGAAGCUGUAUCUCAAACAACUCAUAGUUUACUCAGUUCUUAGUAAAUUUUGAUAUUU
Molecule: messenger RNA, 1058 nt
Organism: Orbicella faveolata
Lineage: Eukaryota; Metazoa; Cnidaria; Anthozoa; Scleractinia; Merulinidae
Source: RefSeq, a predicted model, not a curated record